AUGGGUGCAGAACAUACCACCCAGCCCCUCAAACUCUCCAGGGGGAUCAAGUUGCCCAAAUCUCCGUCGACGGUGUCGGUCACGGCCAUCGAUAGCACCAGUCGCCUUGCUGUGCCUGUGUCCGUCUUGAUUGGGCCCCCGAUCCCCGGACACGACAGGAUCUCUUGUCCCGCCAUUUCCUUUCUCGUCAAACACGCCGCGACGGGGAAGCAGGUCCUGUUCGACCUGGGCACCCGCAAGGACUUGUCUAAUUUCUCCCCCGCCACCGCGCGACUGAUCACGCAGCCAUCGUGGACGGUCGAGGUGGACAAGGACUUGGCGGACAUCUUGGGCGAGAAUGGGAUCCCGCCGUCGCGCAUUGACGCCGUCGUCUGGAGUCACUGGCACUACGACCACGUGGGCAACAUGAAGACGUUCCCCUCGAGCACGGACCUGGUCGUCGGUCCCGGCUUCAGGGAAGCGUUGACCCCGGGGUGGCCGGUCAAUGAGAACAGCAUGCUCCUCGAGGCUGACUGGGAAGGGAGGAACCUGGUCGAGAUGGACUUCUCGUCGUCCGACCUCCGAAUCGGCCGUUUCCGGGCCCUCGAUUUCUUCGCAGAUGGCAGCUUCUACCUCCUCGACACCCCCGGCCACGCCAUCGGCCACAUGUGCGCUCUGGCUCGCGUGACCUCUGGACCUGGCACCGCCGCCGCCGCCGCCGCCGACGACGACAACGACACAUUCAUCCUCCUCGGCGGCGACGCGUGCCACCACAACGGCGAGUUCCGACCGACCGACCUCCUUCCACUCCCAGAGACCAUCUACCCGUCCCCCAUUUCGUCCAUGUCCAUCUGCCCCGCCUCCCUCUUCCAAGCCAUCCACCGCGACAAGAGCGCCACGACGGAAUUCUACAAACUCGCGCCCAAGUUCUCGCACGACCACCACGCCGCCGUCGACACCAUCCACGGGCUCGAGGAGCUCGAUGCCGACGCCCGCGUGCUCGUGCUGGUCGCGCACGAUCCCGCCUUGACAGACGGGUCACUGGACGUGCCGCUGUUCCCCGCCGGGACCCUGGAUGACUGGAAGGCCAGGGGUCUCAAGGAGCGGAUCCGAUGGCAUUUCCUGCGCGAUUUCGCAGAGGCCGCGGUCCAUGGUCGUCAGCAGCUCCAGACCAUGGGUGAGGGGAUGGUGGUGAAAGGGUGA
This is a messenger RNA of Fonsecaea pedrosoi CBS 271.37, 1182 nucleotides long. RefSeq lists its product as uncharacterized. The coding region runs from base 1 to 1182 and encodes 393 amino acids. NCBI's taxonomy places the organism in Eukaryota, Fungi, Ascomycota, Eurotiomycetes, Chaetothyriales, Herpotrichiellaceae. The record is from RefSeq and is a predicted model, not a curated record. The transcript has a single exon.